Messenger RNA from Trichobilharzia szidati, 3399 nucleotides. NCBI's taxonomy places the organism in Eukaryota, Metazoa, Platyhelminthes, Trematoda, Strigeidida, Schistosomatidae. The record is from the annotation of a GenBank genome assembly.
AAUCAAAAAGCAGAGAUAUAUAUAUGUCUAGUUGUCUAACCUUACAUCAUGGACCAUUGGGUGCUGCAUAUAUUUUCAAAUGAUUUUUCUCGUCCAAUCAUAAAUCAGGUCAGCCCCCACUGAGGCCACACUAUGUGAAUGAAUAGUUUUAUUUGUCUGCCUUAACCAUGUGACUGAAGGUCAAUAGUUAUUUUAUUUGCACAUUUAGCGGCUGUACAAAGUCAUAGAUAGUUGUGAUGUCCAAAGAAAUGCACCGGAUACCUCUUAUAUUAAAUAAACAGCUUUGAAACAAUUCACUUGCGGAAUUACUUUGUCGCCUUAUUUGCUAUGCUGCAUUCUCCACUGACAAACCCGUUCCCAAUUCCCUGUUCGUCAAGUGUCGUUUCGGAACCAAGUAAAUCUUAUCAAGCUGAUCUCAAUGUCUUACAAUCUGCUGUACCAUUCCUUACGAAACCAUUGUUAGCUAUCGCAGGCUUUGCGAAUCCUAAUAAUCUUUCUCAGUCUACACCAGUCACCUUCUCUAUUCAAACUACACCUGCACUUCAGAAUCAUCAAAAUACACUAAAUUUCGGCAAUGUAAAUAAUUCCAGUUUAUCAGGAUCCUCUUCACUAUCAUCAUCUCUCGUCUCUCUACAUUCUACCUCCAAUGGUUUUCCAACUACUCAACAUACCUCAGCAUCUCCUGUACCACUUCAUUCAAACCAUAUUUCAUCAGGUAGCAGAGAUUCUCGAUGGCUUAAGCUACGCGUGUGUACAUCAGUUUUGGGAACAUCGAAUUCUUCACAAACUAAUUCUAACCAAUCUGACAAUGAGUCAAAGACUGGUGAAACUAAAUGUUCCAUAAAAUCAGAAGAUUCUAAUGCAAGUGAUGCUAGUUCUUCAAAUUUAAUACAACAUGAGGAUGAAAAAAGUUUUCAUUGCACAAUUUCGGGAGAUACAUGUCAGUAUGCCCAUCCACCGGCAACUGUUCGGGUGGAUAAUGGUUAUGUGACAGUAUGCUAUGAUUUUAUCAAACGGAAGCUCUGCAAAUUUUCCUACUGUAAAUACUAUCAUCCACCUCCGCAUCAGACUGAAGCAAUUAUAAAACGUGGUGAUGAACAAAGAAAACUGUUAGAAAGUCAACAACGCUUAUCUGAAUUAAAGACAUCCAAUCUCAUUUCAAUGCAACAACCCUUGCAACAGACACUCCCCACCACCGGUUUGCCAGCUCUUAGUUCGGUAGCAGGUGGAGGCGGAGGAGGAGGAGGAGGCUGUCCUUCAGCGCUGAGAUGGCCGCCUUCAACAACACUGUUACAGCCUACUGCUGUAGGUGGUGGACCAGUUUAUGGGACAUAUUUAACACCUCUAAAUUCUCUAACAGAUCCAAAUUCAUUUAGUGCAUCAGCUAUAUUGGCAGCAGCCGCUGCUCUACAGCAUACUAAUCUUCCAGGUCAUGGUCUUCUGUCGACUUCUUCUCCUCUAUUGACUGGCGGUUCAACAUAUUCCCAUGAAUCAUCUAUGCUUUCUAAAUCGUGUAAAAAUGGUGAUACAUCUACAGUGUUCACAUCAGAGCCAAGUGUGCUAAGCUUUAAUGGUUGCAAUGCUGCUAUUACACGACUGGUGAAUUCUCUAUCAAAUCCACAAUCAUCUACUGAACUGUGUCAAUCUACUCAACAACAACAACAACAACCACAACCACCACCACAACAACAUCAACAGCUACAUACUGCGGCUAAUCUACCAACGAAUUGGCCGUUAGCUGCAUCUACCUCUGUUACAUCUAUUGAUAAUAAUAAUAACAAUAAUAAUAGUAAUAAUAAUAAUAACAGCAACAAUCUAUCAAGUAUUACAAUCAGAAGUGAAGCUGCAAAUGGUCUUCCCAGCAAUACUGACACACCGAUUGUUCGUGUGGGCAUGAAACGUGAGGCUAAUAUUGCUACUGGAACUUUUGAAAAUAGCAUGGAUAUGCAUGCAUGGUUACCAACAAAGAGAGCAAAUUUAUCUACCUCAUCUUCAGCUGACGGGAUAGCUCAGAAUAAAGAGUUAACUGCUUUAUGUAACGGUGAAGAGAAACUUGAUAAUACUUCUCAAACUCGUGAUUCAAAAAGUCAUUCUUCUGAGUGUGGAGCUACAUUUCCUACUAUUUUCUCUUGUGGAUCUAUUAAUCCUGGAUUUACUUCAAUAAAUUCAUGUACAGACAUUGGUGCACCUCAUGUUAGCGCUGAAGUGACAAAUAUCCUAAAUCCUUUGAAUAUGAGUAUUUAUGGUCUACCAUUAUCCUCACAGCCUACUGCUUCCAUGUACACACCAUCACAGUUUUUAUAUCCACCUUUAUACUCUAUGAAUGGUGGUUGUGAUGCAACCAUACCGAUAGCUUCAGCUGCUGCAGCCUUAGCGCUCAAUAACUUCCUAGUACAACAACAACAGCAACAGCAGCAGCAGCAACAACAACAAGUUCAAUCCCAUCAAUUGUUACGUAGUCAGUUGCCACCAACAGUGACAAAUCACCAAAUAUCUGCACCUGGUCUAUAUUCCUCUUAUGUACCGUCAACUUUAGCCACUGCUGCAGCUUUAGCUGCAACUCAACAGCAUCCUUCUGCUCCUGAUCUACACACUAAUACAUCAAAUAUUAUUUUUCAACAACAACAGCAGCAGCAGCAGCAACAACAACAACAACAAGCUCUCCUGUUAUCACUCCUUCUCAGAAGUCAACAAGCUCAAUUGGCUGCAGCACAGCUUGCAGCAGCUGGUUACUUGUCGCAAAAUGAUGCAUCAAGACUGCCUCCAAUUCCUACUCUUCAGAAUCCUGGUUGUGUACUAGACUCAUCAUGUCCAUUAGGAAGUCUAACAUCUGGACCAUAUGGCAUUAAUAAUUUUUGCUCACAAAAUCCAAUGACAAAUGUGGCUUAUAUCAAUGAAAAAGGCCAUCUGCUGGAAACCUUACCGAUAUGUCGUGAUUUUAAAGCUGGUAAAUGCCGUCGUAAUUCAGAGUGUCGUUAUGUUCAUCUUGUUGACGAAAAUGUUGAAGUCAAUCAAGGACGUGUAAUUGUAUGUCGUGAUGCAGCUAAAGGCAGAUGUACACGUGUACCGUGCAAAUAUUAUCAUAUUCCAUUGUUUGCUAUAUCAGCUAAUCGAAGUAUGGCACUUAAUUCUGCUUUAGCCAAUGCAACAGGCUUUUCUACUGUAUGAACUCUCUGCAGGGAGAAGGGAUAUGAUAAUAAUAAUAAUAAUGAGGAAUAUGAGGUGUAUAUCCAUACGAUUUACUUUUAUUCCCUAUCAAAUCUCACAUUACAACAUUUAGGUGUUUUAAAGAUACAUAUACAUAUUGAUUUCUGUUUAGAAAAAGACAACAGUUGAAGUCAUCUGUACACCCGAGUUCUGAUGUCGAAACUCGAUAUAUUCGGAGCAGAUAUUUUCUAC